AUGUCUUUACCAUACUGGAUCAUCGACGUCUUCUCUACGACUCCCUACAAGGGCAAUCCUCUUGCCAUUGUGGACAACACCACCGCCAACUUGUCAACCACACAGCUCAAACUGAUUACUCGACAAUUCAACCUCUCUGAAACAACCUUCUUUUCAAAACCGUCCAAAGCGGAGGCAACAUAUCGUCUUCGUUCAUUCCUACCUGAUGGAAGGGAAGUUUUUGGCGCCGGACACAACAUCCUUGGUGUAUGGUGGUUCCUCGCAUCCUCAGGGAGACUGGAUUUGACUAGUCCAAAGGCUGUGCGUGAGGAUGGCACAGAGGAGCAUGUUGUUUUUCAGGAAUUGGGAACAGAUGUUUUGCCAGUAACCAUAUUGAAGAAGGGGUCUGAAUUCUCAGUUGCUCUGCGACAAGCUCCCCCACAGGCACAUGGUGUUCAUCCCGAACCAGCAAGUCUAGCAGCCAGCAUUGGAUUAUCCGCCGAUGAAGUUGGUGUUGCUGUCAAUGGCCCCAAGGGACAAGUCCAGCUUCAACCUCAAGUCAUGUCAACUUCGACCACGCAUCAUCUCCUCGUUCCAGUGUCGUCAGUUGAUGCCUUGAACAAGGUUUCCGUUCAAAAGGAUAAGUUGCUCGAACAGCUGGCUCUGGUGGAUAAGCGUGCCUACGGACUCUUUUUGUUCACGCCAGUGGAGGGUAAGGGCGAGAGACCGUCAUUCCAGGCCCGUUUCUUUAGCCCCGGGAUGUCGGGUGAGGAUCCUGCUACGGGGAGUGCGGCUGGGCCUUUCUCUGCCUAUCUCUAUAAGAGCGGUGCUUUGGCAGUGGAUGGGGAUGUUGGCGAGAUUGAGGUCCAUCAAGGAUUGAGGGUUGGUAGACACUGUAUUAUUCGGGUUAGAAUUGAGACUGCAGGCGAGCUUGGUGUUGAUCUUUUGGGAGGGGGUGUUGAGGUUGCGGAUGGGACGAUUCGUGUUCCUGGCGAGGAGUUGGGGUUUUGA
Pochonia chlamydosporia 170 is the source of this 990-nucleotide messenger RNA. Its product is annotated as phenazine biosynthesis protein. Gene Ontology annotation, molecular function: isomerase activity. Gene Ontology annotation, biological process: biosynthetic process. The coding region runs from base 1 to 990 and encodes 329 amino acids. The record is from RefSeq and is a predicted model, not a curated record. Gene Ontology annotation, cellular component: cytoplasm. NCBI's taxonomy places the organism in Eukaryota, Fungi, Ascomycota, Sordariomycetes, Hypocreales, Clavicipitaceae. The transcript has a single exon.